AUUUGAUUCUUUCCGCUUAUUAAAAAUAAAAUAAAAAAUCAACAUCGAAAGUCGAACCCCUUGGGCCUCUCACAAAGCUAACAUCUCCACCCAUAAUAGGUCCAAUACUCUCACACGUGCCACUACCUCAAUUUGCAUUGCACCAAUUUUCGCACGUGCCACUCUUCUCCUUAUUUAAACACUAACCGCUCUUUACUCUUCACCGUUCUUCACUUAUCCCACACACACAAACUCGCCGGAAUAUUCCCUUUCUCCAUCGUGUACGGCGAACUUCCGUGAUAGUGAAUUUGUGAAAUGCCGUAUUUAGUAAGGGAAAAUCUGUUCAUCAGUAACAUUGGAGAUGCUGCGGAAAUUCUCGAGAAAGGAAGCGAUGAGAUUACUCAUGUAUUGUCAAUGUUGAGUUCAUCGUCGAUUUCGUUUUUCAGUGAAUGGAGGAGUUCGCUUGUGAUUCCGGCGAAGGAAAUCCGUCGAGUUUUUGCCGGAGAUUCGGAGUUUGUUGAUGGUUCGAAGAGCGCACUUUCUCCGGAGAAGGAGGUUUAUAAUAUGGAGUAUGCUGGAAAGGAUUUGAAGAUUGUGAGGAUGGCUGUUCCACUUAAAGAUACUGAGGACGAGAAUUUGUUGGAUUAUUUGGACGUUUGUUUGGAUUUUAUUGAAGAUGGAAGGAAAAAUGGAGCUGUUUUGGUGCAUUGUUUUGCUGGUGUUUCAAGGAGUGCAGCAAUUAUCACAGCGUAUUUGAUGAGAUCAGAACAACUAUCUCAGGAAGCUGCGCUUGAAUCCUUACGGCAAUGUUGUGAGUUUGUUUCACCCAAUGAUAAUUUUCUAGAACAGUUGAAAAUGUUUGAGGAGAUGGGUUUUAAAGUUGAUCGCGGUAACACCCAAUAUAAGCGAUUUCGUUUGAGAAUAUUGGGUGAUUCAUAUAAUCGUGGGCAUAAAAUAGACAGCUCAAAGUUUGGAGCAGAUCCUGGCUUGCCACAACAAGUUGAGUCUCCUAGGCCAGAAGGAUUGCCAGAUGGUAAUAAAAAUUCUAAUGUUGCAUAUCGCUGUAAGAAGUGCCGGAGAGUUGUUGCUUUGCAAGAGAAUAUUGUGGAUCACGUUCCAGGUGAAGGCAUGUCAGCCUUUCAGUGGCACAAAAGGAGAAGUGGAAACCCAUAUGACAAAUCUGAUGAUUUUGGAUGCUCCUCCAUUUUUGUUGAGCCAUUAAAAUGGAUGAAAGCAGUUGAAGAAGGGGCGAUUGAGGGGAAACUGUUAUGUGUCCACUGUGAUGCUCGCUUAGGCUACUUCAACUGGUCAGGUAUUCAAUGCAAUUGUGGGAGUUGGAUCACCCCUGCAUUUCAACUUCAUAAAAGUCGAAUAGAUCUCAGCACCAUAUAGUUACCCAGGCCUUUGAGUCUAUCUUUAUUGCAAGAGGCACUGGGGUUUCAAAUGAUCAUCAAGAAACUUGUUCUUUGGUUUGGAGCCAAUAAAGAAGUGCUUCCUUGCAGCACAGAAUACGCUACACAAGUUUUAUUUUGUAUACUUAAUCAAUUUUUUUUUUCUUUUUUCCUUCUGUUAUUCUAGUCUACAUGAAAUAUGUGCACCAGUUUCUCAGAGAACUCGAGUAUGGAAUUGAUUUUGAAAACACAUAUACAAGUAUAAAUUGAUGAUGAUGAAAAGUUUGGCCUUACGCAAAAAUUGUAUGAAGUACUCCGCAUUAGUUAUGUGUGUUGAAAAAUUUGCAAUAUAAGAGAUUACAGACUUAA
This is a messenger RNA of Chenopodium quinoa (quinoa), 1739 nucleotides long. Its product is annotated as dual specificity protein phosphatase 12-like. Bases 295 to 1371 code for a protein of 358 amino acids. Gene Ontology annotation, biological process: protein dephosphorylation. Lineage: Eukaryota; Viridiplantae; Streptophyta; Magnoliopsida; Caryophyllales; Amaranthaceae. Gene Ontology annotation, molecular function: protein tyrosine/serine/threonine phosphatase activity. The transcript has 7 exons. The record is from RefSeq and is a predicted model, not a curated record.